AUGAGCGCCGGUGGCCGCAAUGCGCCGCUGUCUCCCAUCUCCGUAGGCGGAAGCGAAUGGUCUUUUUCCUCAAAGGUGCCCUCGACGGAAGAAGGCGGCCCUUACCCCAGCCAUCGUGGCAAUCUUGCCUCGCCACCCCCCUCGGGCGGCUUCAACGGGAACAUGAGCAUGAAUGGAUUCCCCUCGGCGCCCAGGAGCAACGGAGGGCCGUCGCCACCCCCCUCCAUCGGCCGCUCCAGCAAUGGCACAAACAUGUACUCGGCCCGCAGCGAAGGCAAUCGCAACAGCACUCGCACCGACAUUGACGAGUCCGUCCUCAACGAACACUACCUUGCCCUCAAGACCUUCCUCAACGCCCGUGACGCCAACAGCCGCCAGCAGCCCAACAAGGCCCGCGACAAGCUCCUGCGACUCUCGUCGGUCCAGUUCCACGAGCUCAGCACCGAUGUUUUCGACGAGCUGAUCCGCCGCCAGGCCACGGCACGGGCGCCCCAGAAUGCCCCCAACGGGCCCCCCAACUUUCUCCUCCCCGAAAAGACGUUCCAUCCCAAGCGUAACCAGGCGCGCCAGAGACUCUCCUCCCUGGGGCCUCCGCGCUUCCGGGAUCUUGCCGCCGACGUCUUUCAUGAGCUCGAGCGGAGGUUUCCUCACUUCGUCGACGGCGACGUUCCGAGGAUUGGUAGCGCCAUGUCGAUGCGCGGCGGCGGCCCAAUGAGUCGGAUGGGUACACCUGUUAAUGGCAACAUGUAUCCGCCCAGAGGCCAGAGCCGGAUGCGCCGGCCCUCCGACGCAAGCUCUGUCCGUGGCCCUCCCUCCGGCGACGCCUUUGGCAUACCGCCCUCUCCCGGCGUGGCCAACGGGGACUAUGGGCGCCCGAUGCAGAAGCAGUUGAACCAGAACAACACGAUUGUCCCCAACAAGAGCACUAUGCUGGAGGAGGAUGAUGACAACGGCGCCGACGAGGAUGGAGCCGACGUCUUUGGGCUGGAACGAGUCACCAACGAGAGCAGGCGCAACGGCGCGAGCGGCGAGACCUCGGAGGCGGACAAGAAACUCAUCCAAGAUUACCAGGCCCAAGUACGGGAGCUGCAGGAGAAGCUUGAUCAUGCGCAAGACACAAUGAAGAAGAGGCAAGAAGAGAUGAGCAGCGUACUGGACGGGGAGAGGUCGCGGGCAACGGCCGUGAACCUCGAGAAGCAAGAAUGGGCUGAUAUCCGCCUGAACCUGGAGAACAAGUUGGCCGAAGCCCAGAAUCUUAACAAGACGAUGAAACAGCAGCUGGACCGCUCAUCGUCACGAGGCGCCCGCUCGGCAAAUGCAAGCUCCGAGCUGCAACGUGACAACGACGAACUCCGCGAGUCUCUGAGGCAGCAGCGGCAAGUAACAGAGGAGGUCCGACGAGAGGCUCAGGAGUUUUUGCGCGAGAUGAGAGCGCUGUCGCAGCAAAGCGGCGCGACGUACGAGAAACAGGCCGAGAUGGAGAAGACGAUCGAGAACCUCGAGCGCGAGGUGCGCGAGUGGAGAAACCGGUACGCGCGCACAAAGACUCAGCUCAGGAACAUGCGUGCCUCGUCUCUCGGCCUGGCAAUGGAGCACGACGCGGCCAAAUAUGUUCGAGAUCAGGGAUUUCUGGACGGCAACGGGCUUGUCAAGGACGUGCACGUCGUCAAGUUUCAGACGGCCAUUGACGAGCUGCUCCACACAGCCCGCAAGGAGACGCCAGACAAGGCGAUUGACGCCAUGAAGUUGGUCGUGGUCAGCGUGCGCCGCAUUACGAGAGAUGUCGACGAGUCGGCGCCCAACGACGAGGAGCUGGUCCAACAACAGAGCAGGCUCAAGGCAAAGGUGUCGUCGACCGCCAACGGCCUCAUCACGGCCACCAAGAACUUUGCAGGCGGCGCUGGCAUCUCCCCCGUCUCCCUCGUCGACGCGGCGGCCUCGCAUCUCACGGCGGCCAUUGUCGACCUCCUCCGGGUUGUCAAGAUCCGAACCACACCCUCGGGCGAGCUGGAGGACGACGACGACGGCACCAUCACCCCCGUCGACUCGAACUUCUUCUCGCCUCGCAGCACGACGCAGACCUCUGCCCAGGGCAACCUCCCUCCCCCUCCCCCCUUCCAGGGCAUCGGGGGAAUCCGCGCGAGUGCCGAGUCUUCGGCGUACAGCCCCGUCAGCUCCCCCCGGGAGUCGGUUGAGCGGUAUCCAGAGGGUGGAGCAAACGCCUUGACGAAGGGGCUCGCUUACAUGGGACUCAACAAGGGCGUCUCGGCCGGCUACGGGAUGCAACAACGUGGCGGCCGAGCCGACGACUUCAAGCUGACGGUAGUUCAGAUCUACCUCGACGACCAGACUGCGCUUCUGGUGUCGGCUGUCCAGAGCCUGGUGAAUUGUGUUCGCGGCGACGCCGACAUUUGGCAAAUCACCGACGACGUUGAAUCGAUCAGCGCAACUGUGAGCAAGAUUGUCGCGGAAGCCAAUGCCAAUAACUGUGGCAACGAGGUUUUGCGGCUCGACAGCAGCCGAGAGAGACUCAUCGAUGCCAGCCAGCGCGGUCGAGACCUGGCGGACUCGGGCGUCGGCCAAGGCGACCGCGACUGGCGCAUGUGGGCGCAGAGCCUACCACCCAUUGCCUUCGAUAUUGCCCGCGAGACAAAGGAGCUCCCCUUGCGGGUAGGCAGCUUCUCAGCGAGCAACGGCGCCGACGAGUUCUCAUGA
Molecule: messenger RNA, 2715 nt
Organism: Hirsutella rhossiliensis
Lineage: Eukaryota; Fungi; Ascomycota; Sordariomycetes; Hypocreales; Ophiocordycipitaceae
Product: spa2-like domain (SHD) of GIT
Exons: 4
Coding region: 1-2715 (904 amino acids)
Cellular component (GO): actomyosin contractile ring; cell cortex of growing cell tip
Molecular function (GO): MAP kinase scaffold activity
Source: RefSeq, a predicted model, not a curated record